Cryphonectria parasitica EP155 is the source of this 1173-nucleotide messenger RNA. Its product is annotated as acyl-CoA dehydrogenase family member 11. NCBI's taxonomy places the organism in Eukaryota, Fungi, Ascomycota, Sordariomycetes, Diaporthales, Cryphonectriaceae. Gene Ontology annotation, biological process: protein phosphorylation. The record is from RefSeq and is a predicted model, not a curated record. Bases 1 to 1173 code for a protein of 390 amino acids. Gene Ontology annotation, molecular function: protein kinase activity. The transcript is spliced from 2 exons.
AUGGCUGGCCGUGUCCGCCAGCCCAUCGACCUCAAAUCUCUAGAGGAGUAUCUGAAAAAGAACGUCCCAGAGAUCAAGUUACCGCUCGACAUCAAGCAGUUCGGCUACGGCCAGUCGAACCCAACGUACCUCCUCACCUCCAAAGAAGGGUCAUCCUCGUCCUCCUCCGGAAGAGGCUACGUGCUGCGAAAGAAGCCACCAGGCCAGCUCCUGUCGCAGACGGCACACAAGGUCGAGCGCGAGUACCGCAUCAUCAAGGCCCUCAAUGCCACCGAUGUGCCUGUGCCCAGGACGUACUGUCUCUGUGAGGAUGCGUCUGUGAUCGGCACGCCGUUUUACAUUAUGGAGUAUCUCGAGGGAAGGAUAUUCGAGGAUGCCACGAUGCCAUCCGUAAGCCCACAAGAGCGGCGCGAACUCUGGCACUCCGCCAUAACCACCCUAGCCAAGCUCCACGCAGUAGACUUCACCAACCCCGCCCUGGGCCUCACCACCUACGGCAAGCCCACCGGCUUCUACGACCGCCAGCUCGCCACCUGGCACCAGAUCUGCCACGCCCAGGCCGCCGCCCAGGACGCCGACACCCACGAGCCCGUGGGGCCCAUCCACCCCAACUUUGACGACGGCCUGAUGCGCUUCUUUGCCGACCCCGGCCAGCAGCCCGUCGACCGCGCCGCCAUCGUCCACGGCGACUUCAAGAUCGACAACCUCAUGUUCCACCCCACCGAGCCCCGCGUCAUCGGCGUGCUGGACUGGGAGAUGAGCACCGUCGGCCACCCCUUGUCCGACAUUGUCAACCUCACCUUCCCCUUCUUCAUGGCCCCCGCCGCCGCCGCCCCUGCCAACGCCGACCUCUCUUUUCCCUAUUUCCCCAACAGUGAUGCCUUCUUGCCGGCCGCCACGCCCGGCCUGCCCACCAGCGAGGAGCUGCUGGCGUGGUACGUCGAGGCGUCGCGCGGGAAAUAUGACCCGCGCCCCGAGAUGAGCUGGGGGGUGGCGUUUGGCAUGCUGCGGGCCGCGGCCAUCCUGCAGGGCAUCGCGGCCAGGGUGGCCAGGAGGCAGGCGACGAGCGAGGUGGCCGGCAGGUAUGCAGGGAGCUUCAAGAACCUGGGUGAGCUGGCGUGGAGGCUUGUGGAGGAGGAGAAGAGGAAGAAGGGGCAGAAGGGAAAGCUGUGA